Messenger RNA from Lampris incognitus (smalleye Pacific opah), 1076 nucleotides. It is a transcript of the gene mvb12bb, whose product is annotated as multivesicular body subunit 12Bb. The record is from RefSeq and is a predicted model, not a curated record. The transcript is spliced from 10 exons. Bases 56 to 883 code for a protein of 275 amino acids. Gene Ontology annotation, biological process: regulation of epidermal growth factor receptor signaling pathway; viral budding; virus maturation. Gene Ontology annotation, cellular component: ESCRT I complex; late endosome. Lineage: Eukaryota; Metazoa; Chordata; Actinopteri; Lampriformes; Lampridae.
CACAGGCACUACAGAGAGAGAGAGAGAGAAACAAACGUUUAAUCAGAGCUUCGAUAUGUCCACGGCACAAGAUCAAUCUAAGAACCUGGAGCAGCUAUCCGAAGAUCCCAUCACUGCUGUUGGUGUAGUGGCAUCACAUUGCAAAGCCCCUGAUGGUUACCAUGUUGUUGCACAAACAACAGAUGGCUCUGACGCCGACCUGUGGAAGGACGGCUUAUUCAAAUCCAAGGUCACCCGCUACCUCUGUUUCACCAGAAAAAAUGACCAGCACGGCAGUGUUGUUGUGGACAUGAGGCUUAUUGACAUUAAAGACACGUUGCCAGAGGGCUUCACAGCCGUACAAGAAACCGUGGACACAAGAGAGCCUGCGAUGAGGAAGAGGAGGCUAUGUGUGAAGCUCUGUCCUGGUGCAGCUGCCAAGACUGCUGUCGUCGACAUUCAGAUAACUGGGAAGUCCAAGCAUCAUCUUGUCAACUACACUUGUAUCGGUGAGCUGAACAGUUUGGAAAUAUGGUAUCGAAUGGGAGAUGCCCUCCAGAUACAGCAGUCAUUGCAGAGACUGUCCAUUACAGCUGUCAUUGAAACACCGCCCAACACAGCAAGUCCCAACAUAAGGACCACCAGCAGACCUGAUUAUGAGAACCAGAACAGCGGUGUCUACACCAUGUCAGCAAUGGAUGACGUGCCCUUUUUGUUGUCUGAGAAGUUUUAUGACACAGAGGAAAAGAUGCAGCGAGUCAAUUUAAUGGGCAUUACGAUCAAAUCCCUGGCAGAGAUCGAGGAGGAAUUUCACUACAACUUCAGCAUGGAGCAAAGCGUCGCCCCACAUCGUCCCUCGCCGAGUCUGCGCCGAGGGAGCCACGAGGGGCCGGAUGUCUGCUAAUCCACCCUGGGGUAGUGCACUCACAGUCGAUGUAAACGUGUUGCCCGUGAAGCCCGCGUGCCUCUCGGUGCUGCGAACGUCUGGCGAAACGACUCGUAGAAUCGCGCUCGAAUCACUGAAGUUGUCUCUCUCUUUUUUUUAAAUGUUGUGUAACGUGCACGCUUACCCAAGAUGUGCAAUAAAAACUGUUUUC